This is a messenger RNA of Parus major (Great Tit), 7151 nucleotides long. Its product is annotated as olfactory receptor 5V1-like. Gene Ontology annotation, biological process: G protein-coupled receptor signaling pathway. NCBI's taxonomy places the organism in Eukaryota, Metazoa, Chordata, Aves, Passeriformes, Paridae. Bases 6026 to 6964 code for a protein of 312 amino acids. The record is from RefSeq and is a predicted model, not a curated record. The transcript has a single exon. Gene Ontology annotation, molecular function: olfactory receptor activity; G protein-coupled receptor activity. Gene Ontology annotation, cellular component: membrane.
UUCAAGCCCCAUCCAGCCUGGUCUUGGACACUUCCAGGGAUGGGGAAGCCCAGCCUGAGGAGAAAAGAACACAAAAGCACAAGCUGUAGGUUGUAUGAAGUCUGUUGGAACUGCAGUCUGGGUGGCACCUGCAGGGCAGGACGGUUUUGGUGCCCUCAGAACUGAUUCUGAAGCAGCUGGAAGCACUGAGGGGAAGAACCUGAGCAUGAAAGUCUUGCAGCAUCAGGGAGGAUCGUGGCUAUUAACAACCCACAGAGCUCCUGAGCCAGGUGUGGCUGCGGGAUCCUGGGCCCAGAGGCUGCCUGGGCAGCAGCAGGGAGGAGAGCAGGGAUGAGGGCCAGGAGGGCACUCAGUGGGCACAGGUCAGACCUGCAGCAAUGGCAGGGAAAGCAGCACCUGCCCGGACCAGCAGGUCCCGAGGGUGGUGUGAAGAGGUCACGCUCUACCCUGAGGGCAGGGACAAGUGGAGUGUCACCAGUGUCUGUCUUGGCACAUGUCCUGUGGAACAUCCUCAUCAGCUGCAGGAAAGAGGUAACAGUGUUCUCCUGUCAGGGCUGUGAGUGACACAGGUCAAGGGGACCAAUGCUCCAGGGUAGGGCCAGAAGGACAUGGACAGACUGGAAAUGGAGCCAGAAGGAAGUGGCAAAGUUAAAAAAGACAAAUGCCAGGUCCUGUAUCCAGUGCUCCUGAGAAAAAAGCACAGCAACAAUCUCAGGAGAGGCCAGUGAAGAAUCCCCAGAAAGGCUCGGGCUGGAGCCCCACGCUGAGGGCAGGGGCUGGAAGUUCUGAGUGGAUUCUGCCAGCAAGGGGAAUGGCUUUGGGGACAUUUGCCAGUCCCUAUAGGGAGGUUAUCCCAAAACCAGUGCCACACUCAUUACAGUGGGGCAUGGAGGGAGGAGGAGGAGUGGCAGGCAAAAUCCAGACAAAUUCCACCAUUGUCUUGUCCCCAUCCUCAAAGGAAGCAUUUGUACCCAUGUGGAGUCCAGGACCAGCUGGCAGUGCUGCUGCAGGGAUCUGUGACAGGAGUGACAGUGGUUUCUGCUGGAGAAAGAAUUCUUGAGUAGGAGGGUGCAUCCCUUAAUACAAGCAGGGAAACAGAACUGGGAGAAGUUCCUGGUAUUAAAACAGUGCAGUUGGGUUUGGGAGGUACAGCACGUGCUUGGAGAAGGUAAGUUAAGAAUCUGAUUUUCAGAAGUGACAAGUAUUUAUGGGGAUCUGGGCCCAAUCCUGAAGGCUGCACCACCAAUUUGAGGUACUUGGUUUAAAAAACAACUCCCUAACAUUUCACAAGUUCAUGGAGAUUUUAUUUACUGCUGGACACCACUGGCCAGGUUUGAUAUCCAUCAGGAGACCAGAGAGGGACACAAUGAUAUUUCUUAUCCUAAAAGGCUGUUCUGAAGACAUAGACUAACAGAACUGAAGUUUCUGGAAGAUUUCUGAAUCUGGGAGAUUUCAGUAUUGGUGGUCUCAGAAAAGUCCCUUUUCAAAUAUCAAAGUGAGAGGGGGUUUCUCCUAGUGCUGCCAGCAUGUGCCUUCCCUAAAACCUUGGGAGGGUGGCCAGGUUGUAUUGGAAUGCCAUGGCACCAAGUUUCUGUUUGAAAUAAGGAAAUGCUCAGCAUUGCCACAAGAAAAAGGUGUAAUUUUGUAAACUCCAAGCAGAUGAGUGAAAAAGGCCCCUCUCUCCUGCCAGCUGAUGCCCUGCCUGAGAGCUGCUCAAAACAGGCAGAGCCCGGAGUCACUGUUCUAUGUUCACACAGGACACAGAUUUACAGCCACACACACACACAGCCAGUCACAGCUGCUCUUGUUUUACCACUUGCUGCUUUUCCAGCCCCUGACACCCUCUGACCCACAUUUCCUCUGGCAGAGGCUGCCCUUCCCGUGGUACCUGUGUUGGAUUUCCACACAGGGCAUUCAUCCCCAUCUAGGGUUGUAGCCUACACUUUCCCUGCUUCCCAGAUGCUGUUACUGUUCAACCUCACACCUCUUGGCAUUCCAGAUCCACAGUUUAUGCUUGGACCAUCUCCUACUGCCCUAUCACCAAGAGCAGAAGCUGAAGGACACCAAAGUGAAGCAAUACGGUUUCCCUGCUGCAAAAACAUCACUCUUUCAACCUCUAGAUUCACUCCCCGUGGCAGUCCUUCUUUCCUGGGGUUCCCACUUUACAUUUCCAUGGCACUACACAGUGAACUCCAGCUAAACUCACUCCUUCUAGCAGGAACAGCUGCAGGCUCUGAGCAGGCAGUGUUCACCCAGCCUGAGCUGGAGCAAUCUCGUUGCUGGGACCUUCAAACACACUGGGCACUGCUUGGUGCCUUCUGUGUCCAGUCAGUGCCACUGCCAGGGCUCUGUCCCACCUGUCCAAGUCCUCUCCCAGGCCUCUGGACCACAUCAUCUCCUCCAGGGAGCUGUGCAUUGGGCUGAGUGGGCAUGGUUAGUGCAGGUGGUGAGGGUACAGGGAGUGUGGGUGCCAUGCAGCCACCUCACUCUGUGCUCCUGCAAGUUUGGCCAAAGGCCAGCCCCCAUCACUGCUCCUCUCUGCUGACAAUGGUGGGUGCAGGGACCUCAUAGCCCUGCAAUAGGUAAAAUGGGGCUGUAGCAAGGACUUGGGGCCCAGGAGCUGCAGCUCCCAUCCCCUCCAGCAGCCUCCUCCCAUGGCCAGGUGCUGCAGCCCAGGGGCCUAAGAACUGCAAGGCUGGAGUGGAGUCCAGCACUGGUCUGCACCUGGCACAGCUUGGCAGAAGGUCAGCGUGGGUCCUGUGUCAGAAGGGUUUGGUCCCAUGGGCUCAGAUCCCACUGGUGCAGGCUUGUGAGUGCUGCUCCUCGCUCUGUCACUGAACAGCCUCUCCCCAGGGCCCCUGCAGGGUUAAAAGCUUCUGCUGCGCUUACAGCAUCGAGGACACACGGGCUUCUCCUCACGCAGGUAAGACAAAGCAGGCAGCACCUGGGGCAUGGCAGAGACAUGGAACAUAGGACAGCAUCUGGGGACAGCUUACUAAAGGACCCAGGUGCCAUCCAGUCUCUGCUCUUGGCUGUGCAGGUGAGGGGUGAGAGGGCAGGGCUGCACCUGGUCCCUGUCCUGCACUGCUGCGGGGGGAACCUGGUGCUGACCCCCAGGGCUCCUGGAUGGUGUGGGCAGGCUGUGGCUGCUCUGCUGCCUCCAAUAGAGGCAUCCAGAUCUUUCCAAGAUAAAUGAAUCCUGUGUUGUUACCUGUUCCCUCAGUUCAGCCAUCCCCUCACACUGGGCCUUGGCUGUGCCCAGUGCUCAGGACCCCACAUCCCAGGGCUAAAUGCUCCAGGCUACCUGCUCCGCUCACCUGAGGGAGUAUGGAUGCAGUGGCUUGGUGAGGAGAAGCACCUCCUCCUGCAGGAGCAGUUCCCCGGGUGGGUACAGAGCACAUCUGAGCUCCUGCAUGAGCAGAGCUGCGUCUCUGGCUGCCUCCUAUGUCACCACCACAAGGGUCCCUCCCAUCUCCCGAGGAAAGGACGGGAACCCGACUGGCACUGGUGGCAUCUGUGUCUCCUCUCUGCUCCCCUUCCAGCCUUUCUGGCCUUGUCUGCCUGGGCAGAGGUGUGUGUACCUGCUCUGUACCCUGUGCACAGGGUAACACCUGCUCAGUCUGGAGUUAGCAUGACAAAUCCCCUUCAGUGCAGGUGAGAGAGGGAGGAAAAGGGUCAAGCAAGGUGGAGGCUCUUUCCAGGCUCAUUCCUCUGCAGUUCAAGGGGGCCAGGGAGAUUCUCCUCCCAUAUCUUCCUAUUCCUUGGUGUGCAGGAUGUCUGAAGACAAAUGGAUUAAAUCUGGCAUCUCCAAACUAUGGCUGUGUUUGCUGACUGCCGCAUCACUCCACACCAGGGUGAAAGCCAGUGUCAUUCCUCUGCACAUUGCUGUGGUUGCUCCACAGCCCUGGAGUUCCACGUUCCAUCCAGCCUGGAUUUGUCAGCAUGGGGAGGGCACCUGAUGAGCUCUCCAGCCCCUGCUGUCCCUCCUGUGGUGGCAGGCACUCACUUUUGGCAGUGCCAGCUUCACCUGUCAGCAGCCUCCUGCCUCUGAUGAACAGGUCAGUAGGAGCAGCACCCAGGCAGGUCCUGGACAGAGCCUUCCCCUGUCCCCCCACACAAGAGGGUACCCAUGUCCUCACCAGCCAGCUGCCUGACUGCUGUGACGGCUCACACAGCCUGAAUUUCCAGUGUACACAGAUCCACAUGCACGUUGUGUGGCACUGCAGCAGGGACAGUGGGAGGCAGGAGGCAAUUCCUGGGGAGUUGCACCAUGCCUUCACCCCCAGAACCCUCUCCCAGACGGGCAGGCUGGGCUAUUCCUUCAUCAAAACGUUCUUGGCUCAGGCUGGAGCUGGGGGAAGAGCAACGGUCUGAGAUUUACAGACCACUGGAUGAUACAGUCCUUGUGUCCCUCUCCAAUAUGUGCAGAAUUAGUAAUUUUAGAAAGCCCAAAGUGUGCAGAAUGAGUAGAUAAAGAAUAUGUUGAUCUGUGCAACUACCUGAGAACGUGCCCAUGCAGAGGUUUCCCAGCCUGGUGCACCCUGAGUGGAGUGAUAAGUUAGGAUGUCACUGUGCCAGGCAAGGAAGAACCCAUCUUCCGAUUGAGCAUUUUCCUCUCUAAGUUUUUUUUUAAAAAAAAGUUGAAAAACUAACAAGUGAAAGAGAAAUUAAUCAGAACUUAAUUCUGCUUCUGCUUAACAAGCCCUGGUAUUGCUCCCAGUGCACAGGGAGAAAAUACCCUCGGAACAGGAUAGUCUUCAGCUGGAGGACCUGAAAAUUAUGAAUGAGACAGAAGUGACAAUGGAGCAAUUCCAACAGAAAACAUGCACAGUUUUAACAGUGCUUUGACAAUUUCCUGUGGUAAGCAGCUACAAGAAACAAACUCCCACCAGCGAAUUCUCCAGCACUUAAUGUUAUAAAUGCAUGACUGAUGCACAGAUACAGGCUUUGGUCAGGGAAAUUAAAACCAGACUAAUGGGUCUAAAGCAAGGGAACCUUGAAACUAAAUUAGAUUGUUUAAUCUCCUGAACAGACACGACAAUUGACUUCUGUUGCUAAAAGUACUUUUAUAAGGAGGAAGGCGGGAUGCUUUCUUUUUUCUUUCUUUUUUCUUUUUUUGGUCUUUUCCCACUGAAGCACCUUGGCCCCACCCAUGGAGUCUGGGGCAUGGCAGGGUGGGCAGCAGCAGCCCUGGCCAUAAGCACCCAGCACACACCACCUCCAUCAGCCCUUGGCUGAAGUUCUGAACUGUAAAUGCUUCCUUGUGCCUCCUCCAUCUCUUGGGCAUGGUGAUCACAGCUCCAUGUGAAAGUGAGCAAAACUAUUGUGUCAGGGUGAAAAUUGAAAUAGGAUGAUGGAAAAAAGGUUGGGAGUUCCAGGCCAGGAGAUCCCUGAUGGCUUAAAUUUUCCUGUGGCUCAAACAAACCCCAUGUGAUGAGCUGUUCUUUGUUGGAACCUUACUUUUCAAAGUGGAAUGCUUGCUUUGUGAGAGCUGGUUAUUACAGAGCAGAAAACAGGAUAAAGAAAUAAACAUUUUUUAACUGGCACAGGGUGAUGGCAUAUCCCCAGCCCAGGGCUGGAGAAGAGCAAGCUUAGUGGCUGUGGCAUCUAGAGAAUUCUGCAACCUGUCCAGGGGCAGGGAAACAUCUACUCGCCAUAAAUACAUUCAGGAGGGGGAGAGACACAUGCUUGGAAUAAUCAUCAGGACUAGGGGCUGGGUAGGGUUAGGGUUAGGAACUCCAAGAGGUGUGGGUGGAUGCCCCCUGCUCUUGGGUUUUUCCAUGUGCUUCUUCUGCAGUCAGGUACCCAACACUGGAUGACAGCUCUUUGAACUCCAAAAUCCAAGUGUCUGUGAAAUCUGAACUUGGGAAAUUUCCAACAACUACAAAGACGGGACCAGAGCCCUUCCACUAGUGACCUCCUUGCCUCAUGGGAGGCUGUGCUUUAGUCCCCUGGCUCACAGUCCCCCCCACCUCCAGAUGCUCAUUUCUGCCCAAAGACUGAUCCAGCUUGCCCCACGGCAGGUAUGAACCAGACUCAGGUGAUGGAAUUUGUGCUCUUGGGCUUUCCCCACAGCCGGCCCUUCUUCUUUGCUCUUUUCCUGACCAUCUACCUGGCCACGCUGCUGGGGAACUCUGCAAUACUCUCCCUCGUGUCCCUCGAUCCCCAUCUCCACAGCCCCAUGUACUUUUUCCUUAGUCACCUGUCCUGCUUAGACCUUUGCUACUCCUCAGUGACGGUGCCCAAGAUCCUGGCAAACACUCUGCGCCCACAGGCAACCAUCUCCUACGGCGGGUGCCUGGCGCAGAUGUUCCUCCUGAUGUGGUGCGCGGGGGCCGAGUGCGCGCUGCUCGCUCUCAUGGCCUACGACCGCUACGUUGCCGUGUGCCAGCCCCUGCACUACGCCCAGGCCCUGAGCCACAGCACCUGUGCAGCAGCUGCUGCUGCCUGCUGGCUCUGGGGGCUGCUGGACUCAGCCGUGCACACCCUCCUGGCGACCCGGCUCUCGUUCUGCGGGGCUGCCCAGCUCCAGCACAUCUUCUGCGACGUGCCGCCGCUGCUGGGGGCCACCUGCAGCAACACCCGCCCCAAUGAGCUGGCCCUGCAUGUGUCCAGCAUCUUUGUGGGACUCAGUCCCUUCCUGUUUGUUGUAAUCUCCUACCUUUGCAUCCUGGCCACCAUCCUGGGGAUGCCACUGGCCACCAGCCGGCGCAAGGCCUUCUCCACCUGCUCUGCACACCUGCUCGUGGUCACCCUGUACUUCAUGACAGCCAACCUGAACUACAACCGGCCCAGCUCAGGUUACUCCCCAGCAGCUGAUGUACUGGUCUCCGUGUUGUACUGCAUCAUCACCCCCAUGCUCAACCCCCUCAUCUACAGCCUUCGCAACCAGGAGGUGUGGGGGGCCCUGCGGAAGGUUGUGCGGGUGGCUGGCACAGCAGGCUCCGCAGGCAACAAUGCCUGAGCAGUGCCAGGGCUGCCACAGGCUGCCCACACGGCGCUGGCACUGCGGUGUCCAUCUGUGGGACAUCUGUGACAGCACGGGGAGCCUGGGGCUCCCAGCCUAAGCAUGUGGCACACUGCUGUCACUCGUCACCCUCAGCACGUCACUGAUAGCAGAAUGGCAAAAUAAAGUCAGGAACAAGGCUACA